Telopea speciosissima is the source of this 785-nucleotide messenger RNA. Its product is annotated as small heat shock protein, chloroplastic. The transcript is spliced from 2 exons. Gene Ontology annotation, biological process: response to heat. Lineage: Eukaryota; Viridiplantae; Streptophyta; Magnoliopsida; Proteales; Proteaceae. The record is from RefSeq and is a predicted model, not a curated record. Bases 1 to 765 code for a protein of 254 amino acids.
AUGGCUGCGUGCGCUGCUGCUUCCAACCCCAUCUGUUCUUCUCCUGCAUUUCUCCACAGAAGCACCACUAAGGGGAUAUCCUCCAGUCAUGGCGGUUUGAAGAAGCCCUGUUCGGCCUUCUUCCCCUCAUCAAGCCUGAAGACCAAGAGGGUUUCCGGUAUACCGUCGAGGUUAUCGUUUGUGAGAGCAGAGACCACAGGAGAGAACAAAGACAGCUCGGUGAACGUGAAAAAUGUGGACCAGAAGAAAGAGACAGCGGUGGAGAGGAGGCCUCGACGAGCAACCAUGGCGAUCUCUCCAUUUGGAUUGUUGGACCCAUUGUCACCAAUGAGGACGAUGAGGCAAAUGCUGGAGACGAUGGACCGGCUGUUCGAGGACACAAUGAUGAGUUUCCCUGGGAGUAGUCGGACUACGGAGGGUGAGGUGCAGGUACGGGCGCCCUGGGACAUCAAAGACGAAGAGGAGGAGGUGCAGAUUAGGAUCGACAUGCCUGGGCUAUCCAAGGACGAGGUGAAGGUGUUGGUGGAAGAUGACGUUCUGGUUAUCAAGGGUGAGCAGAAGAUGGAAGAAGGUUCAGGCGGUGAUCAAGGCGAGGAUGAUUCUUCUUGGACGGGUAGGAGCAUUAACUCCUACCACACCCGCUUCCGCCUUCCCGACAACUGUGAGAAGGACAAGAUCAAGGCUGACUUGAAGAACGGUGUCCUCCUCAUCUCCAUCCCCAAGACCAAAGUCGAUCGUAAGGUGAUCAAUGUCGAGAUCAACUGAGCUUCCUUCAUAAAUAAUAA